Salvelinus sp. IW2-2015 is the source of this 2251-nucleotide messenger RNA. Lineage: Eukaryota; Metazoa; Chordata; Actinopteri; Salmoniformes; Salmonidae. The record is from RefSeq and is a predicted model, not a curated record.
UGCUGCUGUGAUGGGGACCCUAAAAAGCUUUGGGAUCUUCUUCGUGGCGUUCCAGGACGAGUUCGGAGGGUCGGCAGAGAGCAUCAGCUGGAUCGGCUCCAUCAUGUCUAGCCUGCGGCUCUCAGGAGGUCCCCUGGCCUCUGUAGCUUGUGCGAAGCUGGGUAACAGAGUGACCUCUAUAGCCGGGUCUGCGGUCAGUGUUGGCUUCCUCAUGAGUAUCUUUGCCACCAGUGUGGUAUUCCUCUAUAUCAGCAUGGUGGCGAUUGCUAGCCUUGGUUUUGCCCUCCUGUACCAAGCCACCUCAGUUGUCACGGCAACAUAUUUCCGUAAGAGGUUAGCGACGGCAUAYUCCAUCGGAAGGUCUGGGAUGGGCUUGACCUUCGCCCUCGCCCCCUUCACUCAGCUGCUGCUGGAAAAGUACGCCUGGCAAGGAGCUCUGCUGAUCCUGGGAGGCCUGAUGUUGAACCUGGUGGCCUCUGGGAUGCUGCUAAGACCCAUCCACGUGAAGCCUGCACCACCCCCUUCCUCAUCCUCWUCUUCAUCCAUCCAAAAAAGCCCUCUGAUAGUUUCAGAGAAGGACCGCCCUCAUAAUGGAUGCUGCCUUAACGGAUCCACGCCGUUAACCAAUGGCAUCGCCAAAUCAGACUCUUCCCGUUCCAUUCCUCCACCCCUCCACUGGGACGCUGAGACCCAAGAGAAGGCCACGACCCCUGGGCUGGGUCAGAGCAACCACAGCSCCCCACCUCCACCAAACCCUGAACUGAUCAAACGUGUCCAGAACAGGCAGGUGAACGGGAACGUUCAGGAGCAGUCCCCCACCACGCCACUCACAGACACCUCCAGUCCGGUGGAACAGAAYGGUACCAUUAGCAUAAACGGUUCCGCUGUGGUUGGGUUCUCCUCGCCGAACGGCACCACCACCGUGGACGACCCCAUCCCACCGUUYGUGAAAGACCGAGUCCUGGACUUCUCCCUGUUAAAGAACCCCUUCUUCUGCAUAUAUACCUGGUCCCUGGUGUUUAGCCAGCUGGCUUACUUCAUCCCCUACUUCCACCUGUCUGCCCGGGCAAGGAACCUGGGCAUCGACGCCAUGGACGCUUCCUUCAUCAUCUCUGUGGCAGGUAUCACAGAGACUAUAGCCCAGCUAGGCUCUGGUUGGCUAGCGGAUAAGAACCUUUUCCAUAAGUACCACUACCACAAGGCCUACCUGAUCCUGUGUGGACUGGUCAACCUGUUUGCCCCGCUGGCUAACACCUACAUCUUGCUCAUGGUUUACGCUGUCUUCUUUGCCAUCUUCUGCGGCGGUUACAUGGCACUGCUACUGCCUGUCCUGGUGGACCUGGUAGGACAAGAGAAACUCAACAACUAUGGAUUCUCUAUGUUCUUCGUAGGCCUCGGCUGUCUGACAGGACCUCCUCCGCAGGGUUUCCUGUAUGACUACACCCAGACCUACGACUGCUCCUUCUACCUGGCGGGGGGGUGUUACCUACUGUCCUCUGUGUCUCUCUUCCUGGAGCCCGUGGCGAGGAGGUGGCAGAGCAGGAGGAAGAGACGCGAGGCCCGGAACGCAGACACCGGCUGGAAAACCAACGGCUGCUUCUGCCCCGAACCAGAGCCCCCUGUCCUGAAGAACAGCAACGGCGUCGUCUAGAUGGUGGUUUCACCACAGCUUUCACAUUUGGUUCCUUGGAAGUUCUGAGAAUAUUGUAUGCAAAAUAACCAUAGGGCAAUCACCAUGCCUUAACAAUCACGACGGUCCUUAGAACGUUUUGAUCUAGCUGGGACAUUAUCGGACUCCCCAACUCUACUUCAUCAAGCCUGGAAUCAAGGCUAUCUAGAUGGAGGGAGGGCAGGGUUGGCUUCCUGCUCUUAAUAAAUGCUAGACGUUUGACGAUUAUCCAAAGUGACUUACAGUACAGUGAGUACAGACAUUUUUAGUAUUUGGGAUCCUAGCUGCAAAUCGAACCCGCGACCUUGCUAGAGCCAUUGCUCUUAUUAACUGAGCCACACAGAACUGUGUGGAGGGAAGAAGGGCAGAGUUGGCUGCUUCCACCCUUUCUCUCACUCUCCUUAAUAAAACAAGCAUGGAUCUCCAUGUACCGACUGUGCCAGUUGGACCUAAGUUACCCAGCUUUUGGAUGGGCUGAAAUGACCGUGCUCCUUUGGAUAAAGCCAAGGAAUACCCAACUGGCUGACUGGCUGGAUGACUGGCUAACAGACUGACAGGCUGACUGGCUGGAUGACUGGCUAA